CGCGCAGCGGAGGUUCUGGCAUCGUGGCCCCCUUUACCUUGCCAAGUCGGUGUGGCUGUUCCGCAGGGACAGCAGGCUGGGAAGAGCAGCUCCCUCUGUUCCCCAUGAACCAUGAGAAGCUCUGGCAGUCCCGGAAUGGUUCGACUAGCACCGCGAUGCGAAGGAGGAGCUGUAUGUGUACAGAUUAAAGCUCUGAAGGCUUUAGCGUGUGGACUCUGGGAGAUGACAGCAGGGACAUCACUGAGGUUACUAGUGCUGCUAUGCUGUGUCGGACUGCUGGUUGCAGCUGGCGAUCAGCCUUGUGGUGGAUUAGUUCAAGGACCAAAUGGCACAAUAGAAAGUCCUGGAUUUCCUUAUGGUUACCCAAAUUAUGCGAACUGCACCUGGAUUAUCAUUACAGGAGAACGGAACAGGAUACAGCUGGUAUUCCAGAUCUUUGCUUUAGAAGAAGACUUUGAUAUUUUAUCCAUUUACGAUGGUCAACCACAGCAGAGCAAUUUGAAAAUGAGGGUGACUGGCUUUCAACUUCCGUCCCCAAUUGUCAGCACAGGCUCAAUCCUUACACUGUGGUUCACCACCGAUUUUGCUGUCAGUGCGCAAGGAUUCAAGGCUGUUUAUGAAGUUUUGCCAAGUCACACAUGUGGCAAUCCGGGCAUCAUACAGAAAGGAAUCCUACACGGUUCCAGGUUUAACAUUGGGGAUAAAAUUCGCUACACGUGUGUCACAGGUUAUAUCCUGGAAGGUCACGCAAUACUGACUUGUAUUGUUAGUCCAGGAAAUGGAGCAUCAUGGGACUUUCCACCACCCUUUUGCAGAGCUGAAGGUGCGUGUGGCGGGACAUUGCGAGGUACCAGCGGAGUGAUUUCCAGUCCACACUUCCCAUCAGAAUAUGGUAAUAAUGCUGACUGCACGUGGACUAUCCUGGCAGAGCCUGGUGAUACCAUUGCACUCAUCUUCUCUGAUUUCCAGCUUGAAGAUGGAUAUGACAUCCUCGAGAUUAGUGGGACUGAUGCACCAACAAUAUGGCUGACUGGUUUCAAUUUGCCUUCGCCUGUCAUCAGUAGCAAGAAUUGGCUGCGGCUACACUUCACGUCAGACAGUAACCAUCGACGCAGAGGAUUUAAUGCACAAUAUCAAGUGAAAAAGGCAAUUGAGCUGAAGUCCAGAGGAGUCAAAAUGCUUCCCAGUAAGGACAGUGAUCACAAGAAUUCUGUCUUAAGUCAAAGUGGAGUUGCUCUGGUGCCAGCUGAUGUGUGUCCUGAUCCAGGAGUACCAGAAAAUGGCAAAAGAACAGGGUCUGAUUUUAGGUUGGGAGCCAGUUUACAGUUUUCAUGUGAUGACAGCUAUGUGCUACAGGGAUCCAAAAGCAUUACUUGUCAGAAAGUGACAGACACAUUGGUUGCUUGGAGUGACCACAGGCCAGUCUGCAGGGCGAGAACAUGUGGCUCCAAUCUCCGAGGACCAAGUGGCACCAUCACAUCCCCUAAUUAUCCAGUCCAAUAUGAAAACAAUGCUCAUUGCGUCUGGGUUAUCAGUGCUACAGACCCUGAUAAGAUCAUUAAGCUAAAAUUUGAAGAAUUUGACCUGGAACGAGGUUAUGACACCUUGACCGUAGGAGAUGGAGGGAAAGUGGGAGACACCAGGACAGUGUUGUAUGCACUCACUGGUUCGAGCGUCCCUGACUUGAUUGUAAGCAUGAGCAAUCAGAUGUGGCUGCAUUUACAGUCAGAUGAAACCAUUGGAUCACUGGGAUUUAAGGCUGUGUAUGAAGAAAUUGAAAAGGGAAGCUGCGGUGACCCAGGUGUUCCUGCUUAUGGUAAAAGAAGUGGGGACAGUUUUUUACAUGGCGACACAUUGACAUUUGAAUGCCAAUCAGCCUUUGAAUUAGUCGGAGAGCGGACAAUUUCAUGUCAACAGAACAAUCAGUGGUCUGGUAACAAACCGAGCUGUGUCUUCUCCUGCUUCUUCAAUUUUACCACACCGUCUGGCAUUGUGCUAUCGCCAAAUUACCCGGAGGAGUAUGGCAACAACAUGAACUGUGUGUGGCUGAUCAUUGCAGAACCAGCAAGCAGGAUUCACCUGAUCUUUAAUGAUUUCGACAUUGAGCCUCAGUUUGAUUACCUUACAAUAAAGGACGAUGGGAGUGCUGACUCGACAGUUCUUGGAACUUUCUCCGGUGAUGAUGUACCUUCCCAGCUGGCCAGCAAUGGGCAUGUCACCCGCCUAGAAUUCCAGUCAGAUCAUUCCACUACUGGGCGUGGCUUUAACAUCACGUACACAACUUUUGGCCAAAAUGAAUGUCAUGACCCUGGGAUUCCUGUCAAUGGAAAACGGUUUGGCGAUAUAUUCCUGUUGGGAAGUUCUGUGUCUUUUCAUUGUGAUGAAGGCUUUAUUAAAACCCAAGGAUCUGAGACAAUAACCUGUGUUAUACAAGAGGGAAAUGUCAUCUGGAAUUCUGCCGUUCCGCGAUGUGAAGCACCAUGUGGUGGCCAUUUAACAGCACCAAGUGGUAUCAUUCUAUCUCCAGGAUGGCCAGGAUAUUACAAGGACUCUCUGAACUGUGAAUGGGUAAUUGAAGCAGAACCACGGCAUUCUAUCAAAAUAACAUUUGACAGGUUUCAAACUGAAGUUAAUUAUGACACACUAGAAAUUCGGGAUGGGCCCAUUAACUCAUCACCUUUAAUAGGAGAAUACCAUGGUACACAAGCGCCCCAGUUCCUCAUCAGCACUGGCAACUAUAUGUAUCUUCUAUUAACUACAGACAAUAGCCGUUCAAGUGUUGGUUUUCAGAUUCACUAUGAAAGUGUCACCUUGGAAUUAGAUUCAUGCUUAGACCCAGGAAUUCCUGUAAAUGGGCGACGACAUGGAAACAACUUUUCAAUUGGAUCGACUGUGACAUUCAGUUGUUGCCCUGGUUACACAUUAAGUGAUGAUGAGCCCCUGAUAUGCGAUGAUAACCGUCAAUGGAACCACGCUUUACCAAGCUGUGAAGCUUUCUGUGGUGGCUAUGUUCGUGGUACAAGUGGAACCAUUCUGUCUCCUGGAUUUCCUGAUUUUUAUCCGAAUUCCUUGAACUGCACUUGGAUAAUUGAAGUGUCGCAUGGAAAAGGCGUCCAGUUGGUAUUUCACACAUUCCACCUUGAGAGUUCUCAUGACUAUUUAAUUAUCACAGAAGAUGGGAGCUUCACCAAUCCUGUAGCAAGGCUCACGGGCUCUGCCCUGCCUCCCACUAUCAAUGCAGGCCUAUUUGGAAAUUACACAGCACAAUUACGCUUCAUUUCAGACUUUUCAGUUUCUUAUGAGGGGUUCAACAUCACAUUUUCAGAGUAUGAACUGGAGCCUUGUGAUGAUCCUGGUGUCCCUGCUUUCAGCAGGAGAAUUGGGUUUCACUUUGGAGUGGGGGACUCGUUGACAUUUUCCUGCUUUCCUGGAUACAGACUCGAAGGUGCUACUCAAAUCACCUGUUCUGGAGGGGGACGGCGUGUGUGGAGUGCACCUCUUCCAAGGUGUGUGGCUGAAUGUGGAGCCUCCGUAUCAGCAACAGAAGGUAGUCUCCUGUCACCAAAUUACCCAGCCAACUAUGAGAACAAUCAUGAAUGCAUCUACAAAAUAGAGACCCAGUCAGGGAAAGGAAUCCACCUUCAAGCCAGGAUGUUUGAACUUCAACAAGGCGAUGUUGUCAAGGUGUAUGAUGGAAAAGACAACACAUAUCGUUCCCUCGGAGUCUUUACUGAAUCUGAAUUGCUGGGAGUUAUGUUAAAUAGCACAUCAAACCAUAUGUGGUUGGAAUUUAACACAAAUGGAACAGGGACCGGCCGUGGUUUUGAGCUAACAUACACAAGCUUUGAUCUGAUGAAGUGCGAGGAUCCAGGAACUCCCAAUUUUGGCUACAAGCUACGGGAUGGAGGGCACUUCGCUGACACUGUGAUCUUAUACAGCUGCAACCCAGGAUAUACACUGCAUGGCAGCAAUACAUUGACGUGCCUGAGUGGAGAUCGGAGAGUUUGGAACAACCCUUUACCAUCGUGUAUAGCGGAAUGUGGAGGCCACUUCAAAAGUGCGACUGCUGGGAGGAUUCUGUCUCCUGGCUACCCAGCACCAUACGAUCACAACGUCCACUGUACUUGGAUUAUCGAAGCUGAUCCAGGAAAAACUGUCAGUCUUCAUUUCAUUGUCUUUGACACUGAGGCUUCACAUGACAUUCUGAAAGUGUGGGAUGGACCAGUAGAAAGCGAUAUGCUGCUGAAGGAGUGGAGUGGUUCCUCACUGCCUGAUGACAUCUACAGCACAUAUAACUCUAUGACACUUCAGUUCGACACUGAUUUCUUUAUCAGCAAAUCAGGCUUCUCGAUACAGUUUUCAACUUCAACAGCCACGACCUGCAAUGAUGCUGGAAUUCCGCAGAAUGGAACCCGGAGUGGGGACAGCAGAGAGCCUGGAGAUACAGUGACUUUUCAGUGUGAUCCAGGUUAUCAGUUGCAAGGAACUGCUAAAAUUAUGUGUGUGCAGGUGGAUAAUAGAUUCUUCUGGCAACCUGAUCCUCCAAUAUGUACAGCUGCCUGUGGUGGUAAUCUGACAGGCCCUGCGGGUGUCAUUUUAUCGCCUAACUACCCUCAACCUUAUCCUCAUGGGAAAGAAUGUGACUGGAGAAUUAAAGUCAAUCCAGAUUAUGUCAUAGCGCUGAUUUUUAAAAGUUUCCACAUGGAGCCAAGCUAUGACUUCCUUCAUAUCUAUGAAGGUGAAGAUUCCAACAGCCCUCUAAUUGGCAGCUUUCAAGGAACACAGUCACCUGAGAGAAUAGAGAGUAGUGGUAAUAGCCUUUUUCUGGCCUUUCGAAGUGAUGCAUCUGUCAGCAUGGCAGGAUUUGCCAUUGAUUACAAAGAGAAACCUCGAGAGGCUUGUUUUGAUCCUGGAAACAUAAUGAAUGGGACACGCAUUGGCUUCGAUUUUAAGCUCAGUUCCACUGUUACCUAUCAUUGUGAUCCUGGCUACCAGUUAGCAAAUGUUGCUACGAUCACUUGCAUUUUUGGGGAAGAUGGGAAGCCGGCCUGGAAUAGGGCUCUACCUUCUUGCCAUGCCCCAUGUGGUGGACAACACACUGGAUCUCAAGGAGUGGUUCUUUCCCCUAAUUAUCCUCACAAUUAUACAAGUGGCCAGACAUGUUUGUACUCCAUCACAGUGCCUAAGGAGUUUGUGGUUUUUGGACAGUUUGCACAUUUUCAGACAGCACUCAAUGAUGUCGUGGAGCUGUUUGAUGGACACAGCCAGCAAGCCAGGCUUCUCGGUUCACUUUCAGGAUCACACUCCGGAGAGACCCUGCCUCUGGCCACAUCAAACCAGAUAUUACUCAGGUUCAGCGCUAAGAGUGGAGCAUCAUCCAGGGGUUUCCACUUUGUUUAUCAAGCUGUUCCUCGUACUAGUGCCACCCAGUGCAGCUCUGUUCCCGAGCCCAGGUAUGGCCGAAGAAUAGGUUCUGAGUUUUCUGCAGGUUCUAUUGUUCGUUUUGAAUGCAAUGCUGGAUAUCACCUCCAAGGCUCAAAGGCUAUUCGAUGUCAGGCUGUGCCUAAUGGGUUGGCACAGUGGAAUGAUACAAUACCAAGCUGUGUAGUACCUUGCCAUGGAAAUCUGACGGAACGUAGAGGCACCAUCCUUUCACCAGGUUACCCAGAGCCAUAUGGUAACAGCUUGAACUGUGUCUGGAAAAUCACGGUAACUGAGGGAGCAGGUAUACAGAUUCAAGUGAUAACCUUUGCCACUGAGCAUAACUGGGACUCCUUAGAAAUAUAUGACGGUGGAGAUGCAACUGCACCAAGACUUGGGAGCUUCUCAGGUACCACAGUCCCUGCCUUGUUGAACAGCACCUCCAAUCAGCUCUACCUGCAUUUUCAUUCUGACAUCAGUGUGGCAGCAGCUGGCUAUCACUUGGAAUACAAAACUGUCGGUCUUACAACCUGCCCUGAUCCAGUGGUUCCUAGCAAUGGAAUAAAGAUUGGAGAUAGAUAUUUGGUUAAUGAUGUGGUGUCUUUUAGCUGUGAAUCUGGCUACUCAUUGCAAGGACAAGCUCAUGUCUCAUGUAUGCCGGGAACUGUUCGCCGUUGGAAUUACCCAUCUCCAAUCUGCAUUGCUAAAUGUGGAGGAAUACUGACAGACAUGAACAACAUGAUCCUGAGUCCUGGAUUUCCUGGAAAUUACCCAAGCAACAUGGAUUGCUCAUGGAAGAUUUUAUUACCCAUUGGAUAUGGUGCAGUCAUUCAGUUUCUGAAUUUUUCGACUGAAGCCAAUCAUGAUUUCUUGGAGAUUCGAAAUGGACCACAUUACGCUAGUUCUUUAAUUGGACGGUUCAGUGGGACAGAACUCCCACCAAUGCUACUCAGUACUACCCAUGACACCAUCAUCAACUUCUACAGUGAUCAUUCUGAGAACAAGCAAGGAUUCAAACUUACCUACCAAGCUUAUGAGCUUCAAAGCUGCCCUGAUCCACGACCAUUUCAGAAUGGAUUUAUCAUCAAUUCUGACUAUAGUGUGGGUCAGUCUAUAUCAUUUGAAUGCUACCCUGGUUACAUUCUGAUUGGGGAGCAUGUUCUCACAUGUCAUCAUGGGAUCAACAGGAACUGGAACCAUCCAUUCCCAAAAUGUGAAGCACCCUGUAACCUCAACAUAACAUCUCGAAAUGGUACGAUCUACUCUCCUGGGUUUCCAAAUGAAUACCCAAAUUCAAAGGAUUGUAGUUGGCUCAUUACAGUACCUCCAGGACAUGGGGUUUACAUUAACUUCACGCUGCUACAGACUGAACCAGUGAACGACUACAUCGCUGUAUGGGAUGGGCCUGACCAGACUGCUCCACAGCUAGGCAUUUUCAGUGGCAACACAGCUCUGGAAUCAGCUUACAGCACCAGCAAUCAGGUUCUUAUCAAGUUCCACAGUGACUUCUCCGGAGGGGGAUUCUUUGUCCUCAAUUUUCACGCUUACUGGCUUAAAAAGUGUCAGCAGCCCCCAGUUGUUCCUAUGGCUGCAAUACUGACUGAGGAUGAAGACUAUGAAAUAGGUGAUAUUGUCAGAUAUCAGUGUCCCCCUGGAUUCACACUUGUUGGCAGUGAGCUCGUGACUUGCAGGCUAUCAACACAAUUGCAAUUUGAAGGGACACUUCCAUCUUGUGAAGCACAGUGUCCUGCAAAUGAAAUUCGUAGAGCCUCAUCAGGAGUCAUAUUAAGCCCAGGAUAUCCAGAAAAUUACCCGAAUCUCCAAACUUGUUCCUGGACAAUUCGAGUGGAACCCCUGCACAAUAUUACUGUUUUCGUGGAGAUGUUUCAAAGUGAAAAACAGUUUGAUGAGCUGAGUAUAUUUGAUGGGCCGACAGGUCAAAAUCGACUGCUGGUUGCUCUAAGUGGAAAUCACACUGGACGAAGAAAUUUUACAAGCACGGGAAGACACUUGUAUUUACGUUGGUCAACAGAUCAUGCAACAAGCAAAAGGGGAUUCAAAAUCCGGUAUUCAGCUUCCUACUGCAGCUUGAACAGUGUCCCUUUGAAUGGCGGAGUACUGAAUAAGACGGUCGGCGCUUUAAACAGUGUGUUGCAGUUUUACUGUAAAGCUGGGUAUCGGCUGGUGGGCCAAAAUAAUGCCACGUGUAGGAGGUCCCCUAAUGGCAUGUAUCAGUGGGAUGCUGCGGUUCCACUCUGUCAAGCAAUCAGUUGUGGUAUUCCUAAAACCCCUGGAAAUGGCUCAGUCUUUGGCAGAGAUUACAGUGUGGGCAGCAAGGCCAACUAUCAGUGCAAUGAAGGUUUCACACUGGAGUCCAGUCAACAAGCAGUAGCAAUCUGCAGAGAAGAUGGAAUAUGGAGCAAUAAUUGGAAGACUCCACAUUGUAAACCUGUGUCGUGUCCCCCUAUUGAAACAGUUCUUUCAAAAGAAGUGGUCAAGCGGCUCGUUCAUGGGUCAUUGAAUGAAUAUGGAAGCAAAGUCAUGCUAAGCUGUAAACCUGGUUAUUACUUGAGAGGCAACAAGGUCAUACAGUGUCAGGCAAAUGGCACGUGGAGUGGAUCCAAUGAGAAAGCAAGUUGCAAAAUUGUCUCAUGUGGAGAUCUCCCUUCCCCACCAAAUGGCAACAAGAUUGGAACACUCCAGACAUAUGGGGCAACUGCAAUCUUUACUUGUAACACUGGGUACACAUUAGCUGGAUCUCAUGUUCGAGAGUGUCAAGUAAAUGGUCUGUGGAGUGGAGUGGAAACCAGAUGCUUGGCCGGUCACUGUGGUUCUCCAGAUCCAAUUGUAAAUGGCCACAUCAGUGGAGAUGGGUUUAGUUAUCGUGACACAGUUGUCUAUCAGUGUAAUCCAGGUUUCCGUCUUGUUGGUUCUUCAGUGAGAAUUUGCCAACAGGACCACAAUUGGUCAGGACAACCAGCAGUCUGUGUCUCGAUCACAUGUGGUCACCCCGGCAAUCCAGGUCACGGCAAAACCAAUGGCAGUCAGUUCAAUCUGAAUGAUGUGGUUAACUUUACUUGUAAUUUGGGAUAUUCACUGCAUGGUGCGAUGAGAGCUCAGUGCCGUGCUACAGGCCAAUGGAGCAGCCCAUUGCCAACUUGUCGAGGUUUAAGUGUGGCCGGCCAGGUGCCUUCAGCUGCUGAAGGGAGCCGAGGACUGCUUCAGGGAGAAGUGAUAAACUGUACAGACCCUGGUUUUGUGGAAAAUGCCAUUCGCCUAGGACAAGAAGAUUACCUGCAAAACUUCAAGUUUGGCAGCAGCGUGGUGUACCAGUGUAAAUGGAGCUUCUACCUCCUUGGCUCAGCUGUGCUUACCUGUCAAGCAAAUGGUCUGUGGGACCGAUCACUGCCAAAUUGCUUACCUAUUUCCUGUGGUCAUCCAGAUAUCCCUGCAAAUGGUGAGCUAUUUGGAGACAAGUUUACCUUUGGUUCCCUCGUUCGCUACUCUUGUGUUGGAGCUCGAACUCUGAUUGGAAAUCAUACUCGUAUUUGUCAAGAGGAUGGUCACUGGAGUGGUUCUCUCCCCCAUUGCUCAGGAGACAGUUCUGGGUUAUGUGGUGAUCCCGGUAUCCCAACUCAUGGUUCAAGAGUAGGCAAUGAAUUCAAGAUAAAAAGUCUUCUGCGUUUUAGCUGUGAAGCUGGUUAUGCUCUCCGAGGUUCAUUGGAACGAUCCUGCAGACCAAAUGGGUCCUGGUCAGGUGUUCAACCAGUUUGUGAAGCUGUAUCAUGUGGAAAUCCUGGCACCCCAGAAAAUGGGAAGAUAGUUUACAGUGAUGGCGUGGUAUUCUCCAGCUCCAUUUCUUAUUCCUGCUGGGAAGGCUAUAAAACGUCUGGGCUAACUACCCGGCAUUGCACUGCUAACGGAACAUGGACUGGAUCAGCUCCUGACUGCACAGUUAUUGAUUGCGGUGACCCAGGCGCUCUCGCUAAUGGUGUCCAUCUGGGAAAUGACUUCACUUAUAAUAAAACAGUGACCUAUCAGUGUAAUCCGGGCUUUCACAUGGAGUCAGCUCUAUCUUCUACACUACGCUGCGUGAAGAAUGGCUCUUGGAAUCAGACCAAGCCAGUUUGUAAAGCUGUCACUUGCACACAGCCACCCCAAGUGCUUCAUGGAAGAGUGCAGGGAUCAGACUUCAGAUGGGGCUCAAGCAUCAGCUACAAUUGUUUGGAAGGGUAUCAGCUUUCCUUGUCUGCUAUUCUAACCUGUGAAGGAAAUGGGGUUUGGAGAGGAGAAGUCCCUCAGUGUUUGCCUGUUUUCUGUGGAGACCCAGGGACUCCAGUGGAAGGGCGAAUUGAAGGAAGAAGUUUCACCUACAAAUCUGAGGUGUACUUCCACUGCCGACCUCCUUUUCUGUUAGUUGGAUCAUCAAGAAGAUUUUGCCAAGCGAAUGGAUUCUGGAGUGGAGUUCAGCCAUCUUGUAUUGAUCCGACGCACACUAUAUGUCCAGAUCCAGGCACCCCUCAUUUUGGAAUGCAGAACAGUUCCCAAGGUUAUGAGGUUGGGAGCACUGUGUUUUUCAAGUGUCGAAAGGGCUACCAUAUUCAAGGCUCUACAACACGUUCUUGUCUUGCCAAUUUGACAUGGAGUGGUGUGCAUCCUGAAUGCAUUCCGCACAGCUGCCGACAGCCUGAAACACCUGCAAACAUGGAUAUGAGAGCCAUUGAACUGCCAAUCAUGGGUUAUACCUUAAUUUACACCUGCCAGCCAGGAUUCUACCUCGCAGGAGGAUCUGAACACCGGGCAUGCAAGAGUGAUGGGAAAUGGUCUGGAAAGCCACCUGUCUGCCGAGCUGGGCCCAAAACAAAUGGCAGAUCAAAAGGCACUGAUUCAGGAGCUCAUAAAACCAAAGCUCCAGUUCCUCCAGACGUAUUUGCUCCAAAUUCUAUAUGGAAGGGCUUCUAUGAAUACCUUGGAAAGAAACAACCAGCAACAUUAACUGUUGAUUAUUUUAAUAUUUCCAAUGGUCGUGUAAAUGUUACAUUCCUUGAGCACAGCAACAUGGCGUUAAAGUUGUCGGGAAUCUAUAAAAAGGAAGAAACCCGACUUUUUUUAAAGGUCUACCAAAUGAAGGGGCCUAUUGAGAUCUUCAUAAGCAAGUUCAGAAAUGAUAACUGGGCUUUGGAUGGUCACGUAUCGGCUGAGCCUGAAGGCAAGACCUUUGUCUACCAAGGAUUUGUCCAAGGCAAAGACUUCCGACAGUUUGGCUUUCAAAGGCAAGGACCACUAGGAGGAGAGCUGGAUAGAGAUAAAUCCAAUAACUACUACAGCACAAACAGUAGUUCUGUGGCAGCUGCAAUCUUGGUACCUUUCUUUGUGCUCAUCUUAUCAGGAUUCGCCUUUUACCUCUACAAACACAGGGCGGUGACUCAUGCUGGGGUACGCUUCCAUAGGCGUCGGCAGCCUUCUAAUACCUUGCCCAAGUGGCCAUUCUUCAUAUAUGAGCCUAGACGAUCAAGGCCCAAAGUACAAUACAAUGGCUACGUUGGCCAUGAGAACACAAAUGGACAGGCUUCAUUUGAAAAUCCCAUGUAUGAUACUAACUUGAAACCCACUGAGGCAAAGGCUGUGCGAUUUGACACAACACUGAACACUGUGUGUACGGUAGUAUAGCCCUCAGUUUGACUACUGACUAACUGAUAUUAGCCAUACCUCUACCUGGCAAGCAGUAACUCCUUUGGUGCCAUAUACCACGUCGCUCUGUCCCACUGCUUGCUUUGCAGUGAUACACUUUUUGACAACUUUCGUUGGGGAAAUACAGUCAAUGGAGUUUUUGCUGGGACAAUAUCCUCAGACAACACAUCAAAGCAAUUUCUUCUGGACUUCUAACACAGGAAGAACCAAAACCAAGUCCUGGAUGGGUUUGAAACUCUCCGCUCUGGCUGUAAUUGGCAGACAUUUCUUCUUUUUUUUGAGUUAUGUAUUCUUCCAAGAAGAGGUGAAAAUGGACAGACGAGGAAUGACAAAACUUGCUCCGUCGCUGACUCUAAGAUGUUUGACAUACAUAAAAUUUACAACUCCCUACAUCACAAAAUAAGGUCACUGUUCUAAAACAGGCAGCAGCUUGGGGAUUAUUUUCAAUUGUUCUAUGGCAAAUUGACUGCACAAUUCUUUGCACUAGCGUGUUAUGAAUGAAUGAGUAGGAUAUUGGCAUCAAACUAGCUACAGGGUUUCUAUACACUGACCAUUGUACAUAAAAAACUUGCUUUAAAGACUUCAGUUUCCAUUGCUGAACAUCACAGAACAUUCUCAGUGCUAACAAUAGGUAUUAGGUGGCUGCAAUAUUAUUUCCUCCAAACUUGGAUUCUUAUAGAGUCAGUUUUUAUUGAUGUCAGGCUUGUGAGUGAGAAAGGUUUCUGAGGGUUUUUAUAGUUCCUUAAUUAAAGAUCAAUUGGAUACUAUUCUUUGAAUUAAGAGCCAAAAAAAAUGGAAUGAGAUGAUUUUUUAACACCAUACAACUUUUCUGAAUCUCCACAGGCUGUAGUUCAGAAAUAUUGUCAGAGAAAUCUAUUCUGUUUUCCAGCUAGCUUAAAUAAACACUGCCUUUUGUAAAUUAUAUUUCACAAAAAAAACUUAUUUAUUUUCCCAAGAAGAAUGUAAGAAAAGUUGUUGCACACUUUUUGUUUAAAAUAAAAAAAAUACUACAAAUGUUCUGAUAAGGGAGGCAAGGGGUCCUCAGUGGAGUUGGUACAUAGUCAAGUUUGUCAAAUGUGUGUUGAGCCUUGUUUUGAGUUUCUUGGAAACUUUCAGAUCUGCCAUGCCUGUUAUUGUGUUAGACUAAAAUUUAUCCUACCUUCUUUAAAAAAUGUCAGUCAAUUGUGAGACGACAAUAAGACUGAGAAUGAAGGUCAGCCCUCACACCAGGCAGCAACAUUUGACUGCCAUUGAUGGCUACACAAAUAAAAUUCUGUAACUGGUUAGCUACGACUUCCCAAAGAUAACCAUCAAACUGUGAGGCUUACAGAGAAAAAUACUAAAAUUGAUUUUGCCAAAUAAAUAGCAAGUCCUUUGGGCAGAAGCAUGCACAUAGUUGGGUGUGGGAGAGAACAAUGGAAAUUCCUUUGUUUCCUGGUGACAUUUUGUUAAUUCUAAAGAGUGCCUUUACUUGUAACUUCUGUGACUCAGCUUUACCCAAAACAGUUGGUACUGUGCAGAAAGCUGUUGUGAUUUCUUUAAUAUAUCUGGCAUACAGCCUAAAGGAUAAACUCUCAUUCACAGCUAUGGUGUAGAAAAACUACCUUUGAGAAAAAUUCACUUUGUGUGGUUAGCGGCAGCUUUACCAAGUCUUCAAAAUAAGUUCUAUCAAACCACAAAAUUGCAACUCAUGAGGCAUGGAUAAUGCAACACCUUGGGUUUAAAAGCUUUGAGAUUACUGCUGUUGUUAAUUGUUGGUCUUACUGGGUUAAUAUACUAAAAUAGUCAACAGUUGAAUACCAUUUCCCAAGAUUUCCUAUCUAUUUUUCAUCUAAAUGGAGAUGAGACAAACCCCUAUGGAAAUUUUGAUGUUAAAUGUUUAUGUUAUAAUCACCAACAAACUUUUGUCGGUUGUAGUUCGCCACUCACUCUUGUUUAAUCUUUUUUGAGGUUUAAACUCCAAUUGCCAAUCUUAACUUUAGUAAGUGAAUAAUGUUACUGGGAGACGUUAGAAUAAGAUUGUUAUUAUGUCCUUGGAUUAGACAGAGGAAGUUUUUUUUUAAAUAAAAAUGCAUUGUUCCUGGCUAAGAUCUUUGUCAGGAACAAUGGAACUUUAUCAGCAGAGCUUCCUCCAUUUUUCUCUUGUUUUAAAUUCUAUGGUGAGCCUGUACCACAUUUUCAUUAAUGAAUGAAAUGGGCCUGAUUUUUUUCAAUAAUUGCAUUUAGUUUAAACUGCAUAUUGUUCAGUAAUUAUUAACUGAACCAGCGAGGAGUUAAAGGAACCAACAUUUUUGAAGAUGUAUGUGUGUCCUUUAGUCUGAAGAUUUCCCAAAGCUCUGAAACAUCGAUUUUGAGCAACUUCCUUGUUUCAAUUGCCUGUGAUAGCACAUACACAGUCAUGCAUGCAUAGCAUUUGCUUUGUUUCUGUACAUUAGCACAUACUCAUACACAUCCUUGAACAUAACGUGCUCAAUUGUUUCCAAAUAUAAAACUCAGAAGCUUUACAUUUAAGAGAAAGCACAGAAAAUAAGAGUGCAAGCAACAAAAUGCAAGAAUUCCAGUUAAAUUAUAGGAAAAUUCUAUCAUGAAUCUGAAAUAAUUAAACACAUGUACUUAUGUUUAACCUUUUCCACAUUACACUCCAUGAACCUUUAAUGCAAAUUGGCCUUGCUCUGUUUUUCAGUGAUACUGCAUUUAAAAAAGAAAAGAAACAUUAUCAAUCAGAUGGCAAUUUUAGAUUCCCUUUAUACACUUAGUAACACAAAUAAGAAUCUGCUUGGUAUAUAUUACAAGGUACACUGUUAAUGGUGAGAAUAAAGGGCUCAAUUUGCACACUAAAUAAAUUGAGUCCAGGUCAAAGUCAACAGUCCAAUCUAUUUGUUGGUCUGUUUGUGGAUUGUCUCAGGAGGACUUCGUACCGUGAGCAAAAUAUCCAUGUUAAUUCAGUUCAUGGAAAUGAGCCACCUAUUCUUGGAACUGUAGGACAGGAUAUGACAGAAAUCAGAGAGAAAAGAUCAACUUUUCUAGGAUGAUAUCUCAUCAAGGGACAAUAUCACCAAAUAUGUGCCAUAUAAACCCAAAACUUAUGUUCACAAAGAGAAAUUUAUUAAUUCAUUUUCUCAUAAGAAUGCCAGUUUCAUGUUGUCAAAACAACAGUGGCAGGUUUGCUUAAAAUACAGAGUCUGUUUGAAUUCUAAAUUAUAAAAUGUCAAAAGACCUAAAUGCAACAUAAACACUGCACCAUACCACAAUCAUUCACUUGCGCUACUCUUAUAAAACAAAAAUGAUGUUCAGUGUGCAUUUGGAGCACAGAAUUGAAUUAUCUUGUGCUCAGAUUGCAAAAACAUUUUUAAUAAGGAUAUACUUCUUUGGUAGUGCAGAUUGUUGUAAGUUCUCCAUUAUACAGCUGAAACUUGGCUGCUGCCUUCUCCUAGAGAUAUACACCAUGGGUUCACUUCAAAGAAGAAUCACUUUUUGAGAUGAUUACCUCCCAACAAAUGAGGUGAAAGAAGACACCGAACUUUAACGAAUUAAUAGUGAAUAUAUAUUGGAUGGUCUUGUGGAAAAAUUAAUUUUUCAGUGGUCACGCCUUAGGAAGUUGAUGGGCUAACUCCUUAAACAACAGCAGUACAUAUGGUUUUUGAACAUCCACAGUGCUACGAGGGAGGGUGUUUCAGAAUUUUGUCCCAAUGACAAAGGAAGAACAAUGAUAUAUUUCCACACAGGAAGGCAUGUUUUGCUUGGAGUGGUAGUUUUAGAUGGUGUCACUAUUUUGCUGUUAACCUUGUCUUUCCAGGUGGUAGAAAUCAAGUGUUGACCCAUCUGAAUCCUUGAUAUUCUUACCUGAUGCUGUUGAACAUAUCAGGCAGUACUGAUGUCAGGAACGGGGGUACAUUAGCCUGUGACAUUUAUGGCUGGCAGUAUGGGCAUUGGGUAUUGCAACCUAUUCCCUUUUGUAAGGGUGGGAAGGAGAGAUCCAAUUUCCUUUCCAUGAGGGGCCCCAGAUGGGGUUGUAAGAUUAUCCUGAAAUGUCGGAGAAGUGAAGUUGAAUCUCCAGGCCAUCGCUGCAAACAGUACUGCAGAAAAAAAAUGAAUCAUUGGUGGUAUUUAAACAUUCUUAAAAUUCUCCUCAGUUUUACCGAACAAAUGAAGAGUUUUAAACUCACAGGGUAAAAAGCUUUUUGACUCUGUAGGGCAAAGGAGAUUUGUGGUCAUUUAAUAUAGAACCGACAGAAAUAGAUCCAACCAGAGGUGGAAAUUGUACUUCAAGGUUAUAAGAUUAAUAUUCAACGCCAUGAGGAGGGCCAAUACUCAAUCUCGCACUCAAAACAAAAUCUUUCAAAUUCUCAUUCCUACCUCCGGUCACAAUGUCACAAUCUGCAUUAUGAGUAAAAAUUAGCUCCCAAGUUGCAUGAUGAAAAAUAUUGAGGGCACAGCUUCUUUGAGCGUAAUGAAGAGUUCAAAUACAAGCUACUGGGGAAUGUUGGAAAAAGGGUCAAUUUAAAUAUAAGCUGAACCUUCACCCAGAGAAGACUUUCUGAGACAGGACCAUGUACUUCUUGUGUUGUAAGCUGCUGCUUAUCUUACAAGUUUUGCCUUUAUUCAGGCUGGUUGCAAUAAUGUUUUCUGUGUAAAAUAUUUUGUAAAGAAAAACUAAAAAGAUGCUGUAAAAAUGCCUAUUAAUCAUUUCAGUGGCAUCACAUCAACGGCAUUAUCAUUAUACCAUUUCACUCCUUGCUGUUGACUUGAAGUAGGUGCAAAGGAUCCUUUUGUACAGAGAUAUAUUUUUAAUGAAGAAUUUGUAAAAUUAUUAAAUAUGCCAAACCUUUUUCAGUAUUGUAGGUAAAAAGGUGUUAAAAUAAAUGUGUUUUUUACUAUGUAAAAGAAGUAAUUUCCCUAUACUGUAAAAAAGAAAUCUUGUUUAAAGAGUAGCAUCUAUAGCCAGUUUUAAAUUUUUGAUUUUAUUGCACAUGAAAAUUAUCAUUACAGUGGCCUGUUACAAUGACCAGUAUUCCCUUUUUACCAUUAAAAUCUGUGAUAGAAGAUUGUAUUAUAGCCUGUGCAAUGCUGCCCACAUUUGAAGCUAAUUUAAAACUCUAAUUAAAUAUU
Stegostoma tigrinum is the source of this 16221-nucleotide messenger RNA. Its product is annotated as CUB and sushi domain-containing protein 1-like. The transcript is spliced from 73 exons. The coding region runs from base 112 to 11091 and encodes 3659 amino acids. The record is from RefSeq and is a predicted model, not a curated record. NCBI's taxonomy places the organism in Eukaryota, Metazoa, Chordata, Chondrichthyes, Orectolobiformes, Stegostomatidae.